This is a messenger RNA of Manduca sexta (tobacco hornworm), 2258 nucleotides long. RefSeq names its product glucose dehydrogenase [FAD, quinone]. The record is from RefSeq and is a predicted model, not a curated record. NCBI's taxonomy places the organism in Eukaryota, Metazoa, Arthropoda, Insecta, Lepidoptera, Sphingidae. The transcript is spliced from 3 exons. The coding region runs from base 335 to 2221 and encodes 628 amino acids. Gene Ontology annotation, molecular function: oxidoreductase activity, acting on CH-OH group of donors; flavin adenine dinucleotide binding.
AUCCUCCAUUAUUCCUUGAGAAACUAAGGUAGACAGACGUAUAGUUUAUAGUUUUUUAGAAAAAUUAUGUUCAGAAAAGAAUAUUAAUACAAAAAAUAGUAAUUUUAAAAAUGAUGCAGACAAGAGUCUAAUUUGUUUUAACAAAAUAGUCAACAAUAAAUAUUGACGGAAACGAAUAAGAAAAUCACAACUAAAUGAUAAGCAGAACCAACUUGAUAAAGGCAAAGUGAGUGAAGUGAUAACAAAUAAUACAAUAGAAUCCUUGAAAUAAUUGCAUUCAACUGUUGAUUCAAAGAAUAUAAGUUAAAGAAAUAUAAAUGGAAGAAAUAAUGCAAUGACAUCGAACGUAACCGAUGAUUUAUGCAAAAUAUGUGACGGCAGAAUCGAAUGUGCUCCUACAGCUAUACUCCUAAUAUCUCUAGUACACACUUUGUAUGGACAUUUGCCUCCAGAACCUGAUUAUUUUGGGACGAAACACAUUAACUCAGACAUGAAGGCGAUAUCUCGUGAAGAUAUAGAUAUGGUGAAGUUCAGGCAGUUUAUGUACUUCGAUAAAAUUCCUGAUAAUGAUAAACGUGAAGAUGGAAAUUUUCCCAUAUACGAUUUUAUUAUCAUCGGUGGAGGCACAGCGGGCUGUAUUUUGGCUAGCAGAUUGUCGGAGAAUAGGAAAUGGAAGGUUUUACUGAUAGAGGCAGGGCCCGAAGAACCAAAAAUGGCCCUCAUACCAGGACUGACGAGUGAGUUCAAAGGUUCCACUUUGGAUUGGCAAUACGCCAUGAGACCUAAAAAGGGAUUCUGCCAGAAUCGCGUAGAAAGAGGUUGUGAAGUCGUGCAAGGAAGAGUGCUCGGAGGAACUUCAACUAUCAACGAUAUGGCCUACAUGAGAGGGAGCCCUGCUGAUUACGAUGAAUGGGCUUUGAACGGCAAUGAAGGAUGGAGUUACAGCCAAAUACUACCCUACUUCAAAUAUUCUGAAGGAAAUUACGAUAAAGAUAUAUCAAAGAAUAAGUUAUUCCAUUCUACCCAAGGGCCGUUGGAUGUUGGAAGGUAUCCAUAUGUAGAUGACAAUGUCGACGUACUUCUGAGUGCUUUCAAUGAAUUAGGCUACAAUUACACCGAUAUCAAUGGCAGAAAUCAGCUCGGCUUCAUGCGGAUACAAACCAUGUCCUACUACGGUGAGAGAGUCAGCUCCUACACUGCGUUCAUUGAUCCUGUCAAAAAGCUAAGGCCAAAUUUGGACAUCGUUAAUGAAGCCCUUGUUACUAAAAUAGUACUCAAGAACGUCGGAGAUACAGUACAAGCUAUAGGUGUUGAAUAUAUCAAAAAUGGUACAAAAGUAAGGGUGAAAACUAAAAAAGAAAUCAUAUUGAGUGCUGGUGCUAUAAAUUCUCCUAAAUUGUUAAUGCAGUCUGGUCUAGGACCUAAGGAGUAUUUGGAAUAUGUGGGUGUGAGAGUAUUUUAUGAUUUACCAGUUGGAAGCAAUUUUCACGAUCACCUAUCAGUAUGUUUGCCAGUAAUUAAAUUAACUAAAACGGCAACAGUAUCUAAGUUUCCAGAGAAGAUGAAAGAUAUAACUGAUUAUUAUACCAGAGGAGUAGGACCUUUAUCAGCAAAUUUUCAAGUAGUAGCGUAUAUCGAAUCUAGUAUGUCAGAAGUUUUGGGAACCCCUGAUAUAGAGGUCAGAUUUAAAGGCCACGGUUCUAACAUGUAUUACGAUAGGAUAGACAUGUGCAUUUCCUUGCUGACUCCAGGAAGUAGAGGACAUAUUGUCCUGAAUGCAACGGACCCCGUGUUUGGCAAACCAUUGAUAUACCCAAAUUAUUUGAAAGAUACUACUGAUGAAAGAAAAAUAUUGGAAGGUAUUCGCGAAGUAAUAAGAUUAUUCGAUACUGAAGUGUUUAAAACAGCAGAAUUUGAAUUUGAUCCCCACCCAAUUUUGAACAAUGAAUGUAAAUACCACGAAAGUGUGUCAGAAGAUUUUUGGUCAUGUAUAAUCAGACAUUUUUCCUCGCCACUACACAAUUAUGUCGGUACAUGUAAAAUGGGAACAGCGAAAGAUCCUGAAUCAGUGGUCGAUAACCAUUUAAGAGUGUAUGGAGUAGCAAAUUUGAGAGUUGUUGAUGCGUCCAUAAUCCCAAAAAUUACAAGAGGGUCCACAGCUGCACCAGUCAUAAUGAUCGCUGAAAAGGCUAGUGAUUUAAUUAAAAACGCUUGGUAUUAAGAAUAUAUUUUAUUUAUCUAAAUCCUAUAAUUGUCAU